This is a messenger RNA of Tachyglossus aculeatus (Australian echidna), 1698 nucleotides long. It is a transcript of the gene HEPACAM2, whose product is annotated as HEPACAM family member 2. The record is from RefSeq and is a predicted model, not a curated record. Bases 1 to 1449 code for a protein of 482 amino acids. The transcript has 9 exons. NCBI's taxonomy places the organism in Eukaryota, Metazoa, Chordata, Mammalia, Monotremata, Tachyglossidae.
AUGGACACGCCCGGGAUGGGGCCCAUGGAGUCCUCUGGCCCCCAAGGUGGGAUCUUCCAACUCGCCAUCUGCUUUCUGCUCCUGGGCACAUGCUCGGGGCUGACCGUGACGGUGCCAUCUCACGCCAUCCGCGGCACCGAGGGACGAGCCCUCCAUCUGCCCGUGGGCUACCACGUCCACCCGCUGGUUUCCGAGAUCCAGGUGAUCUGGCUGUUCGAGGGGCCCCAGGGCAGCCCCAAGUACCUGCUGGGCUCGGCGAACGGGUCGGUGAUGCCGGAUCUGGAGUACCAGCACCGGUUCUCCAUGGCCCCCCCCAACGCCUCGCUGCUCAUCCACCCGCUCCGCCUGAGUGAUGAGGGCACCUACAUCGUCAAGGUUAACGUCAAGGUCAGCGCCCGGGGCAGCGCUCCGGGAAGCCGCACGUUGUCGGCGAGUUGGAAGAUCCGAGUGACCGUUGAUCGCCCGGUCAGCCGGCCGACCGUGCAGACGCUGCCCUCCUCGGGGGCCGUGGAGCGCGUGGGGAACCUGACGCUGACGUGCGCGGUGGCCGAGGGCACGCGGGUGACCAUCCGCUGGCUGAGGAACGGGCAGCCGGUGCCCCCCGGCCUGGGCCACGCACUCUCGGCCGACAACGCUUCCCUGGUCCUCGCGCCGGUGGACAGAGCCCACGUGGGCAACUACAGCUGCCAGGCCAGCAACCCGGUCAGCGGUGCGGAAAGCGAGCCCGUCAUGCCCACCAUCUACUACGGGCCGUCCAGCCCGCGGGUCAGCUCGGACAAGGGGCUGAGAGCGGGUGCCGUGUUCACCGUGGGCCCGGGGGAAGCCGUCCUGUUCCACUGCUCGGCCGACUCCAACCCCCCGAACGCGUACUCGUGGGUGCUGAGGACCGCGAACACCACCACGCUGAUCCAGCACGGGCCCCACCUUCACGUGGCUCCGGGGGCCAAGGCCUCGGACGACCACCGCUGGGCCGCACAGGCCCUGGACUACAUGUGCUGCGCCUACAAUAACGUGACUGGCCGGCAAAGCGAGACGAGGUUCACCGUCAUCGUCACAGCCGCGGGUGUGGAGAAGCUGCAGCAGACAGGAAAGUCACUGUCAUCCCUGGCAGUCAUCUCCGGGAUCUCCUUGUUUCUGGUUUUCUCCGUGGGCCUGCUCUUCCUCUGGAGGAAAUUCCAACCUCACAAAGUGAUUCAGCAGACGCUGGGAAGGAGGCCAGAAGCGGACUACAGAAAAGCCCAGACCCACUCAGGCCACGAAGACGCUCUGGACGAUUUCGGAAUCUACGAGUUCGUGGCCUUCCCUGACCCCCCCGGACUGCUCAGGGUGACGUCCAGGUCCCUGCCCAGUUCAGACCGUGCCUGUGGGUCGGAGAUGCCCACUACUAUCUACGAAGUCAUCCAGCGCCUCCCCACACCACCUCAGCCCAACCGUUGGGACUUGGCCUGAUGCUCAUCAGCCUGUGGGAGCGCAAGGCACUGCUCUGAGGGCCUACUGUCACCAGAGCCGUGUCCUGGAGAAUUAUUGUUUGCUUAGAGCUGUACUAAGCACCUACAGCGUGCAGACCCCUGUCCUGGAGAACCUUUGCGUGCAUUGAACUGUACUGAACGCUUACUGUGUCUUCUGGGUGCUGAACAUUGAAUUUGGUUCCUGCUCGGGUACCAGCUUGGGGACCCAAUAAAUGCUGCUGGCGAGAGA